Messenger RNA from Drosophila hydei, 1632 nucleotides. RefSeq names its product N-acetylglucosamine-6-phosphate deacetylase. NCBI's taxonomy places the organism in Eukaryota, Metazoa, Arthropoda, Insecta, Diptera, Drosophilidae. Gene Ontology annotation, biological process: N-acetylglucosamine catabolic process. Gene Ontology annotation, molecular function: N-acetylglucosamine-6-phosphate deacetylase activity. The record is from RefSeq and is a predicted model, not a curated record. The transcript has 4 exons. The coding region runs from base 202 to 1419 and encodes 405 amino acids.
AGCGCCACACUGCAAAGCACUCAACAUUUUGUCGCCGACAGGGACGCGGGCGUCGUGCCAGUGCGUGGUGUAAUCUUUAUUUCUUUUUGUAUUAGUUAUUCGUUUGUAUAUAAACACAAUUGCUUGCUGAGCGUGUGGCUGUGUUCCUUUUUUUGUUGUUUUAGUUUUCAUUUGUUGCUUUCAUCAGCCACACCUAACGAAAUGUCAAAUACCAAUAACUGCAAAAGCUUGCCUCAUCAGUUAAUUCAGUUCGUCAAUUGCCGCUUAGUGCGUAAUCAUCAGCUGAUCGUCGAUGAUCUAUGGGUGCGAGAUGGCAGAAUCAUCAAUCCGGAGCCAGUUUUCUAUGAGGAGCGGGCGACGGCGCACCAACGCAUCGAUUGUUGCGGUGCGAUCAUAGCACCAGGCUACAUCGAUUUGCAAAUCAAUGGCGGCUAUGGUGUUGACUUCUCCUACGACAAGGACACUAUUGAGGAGGGCGUGCGCAAGGUUGCCACAGGUCUGAUACGCAGCGGCGUUACCUCAUUCUGUCCCACGCUCGUAACGUCACCCAAUGAUAGCUAUCAUACGAUAUUGCCGCAUAUACCACAGCGCAUCGAAGGCGGUGCCGGCAUUUUGGGCGUCCAUGCCGAAGGACCCUUCAUCAAUCCACAAAAGAAAGGCGCUCACCCAGCCAAUUGCAUUCAGACUAUUGACAAUGGCAUGGACACGUUGCGCUCGACGUACGGAUUGCUGGAACGCAUUAAGAUAAUAACGCUGGCACCUGAACAGGUGAGCGAUGCGAGCGUUAUCGAUGAGCUGGUAAAGGCAGGCAUUACCGUCUCCUUGGGCCACUCGAUGGCCACCUUGAGCGAUGGCGAACGAGCUGUUCGGCAUGGUGCGACCCUCAUUACGCACCUGUUCAAUGCGAUGCUGCCGUUUCAUCAUCGUGAUCCAGGAUUGGUGGGCUUGCUAACCUCCGAUCAGAUACCGGCUGGUCAUAUUGUCUACUUCGGCAUCAUUGCCGAUGGAGUGCAUACGCACUCGGCUGCCCUGCGCAUUGCCUAUCGAACGCAUCCGGACGGCUUGAUCCUGGUCACAGAUGCGAUUUCGGCACUUGGCCUGGAGGAUGGCGUCCAUCACAUUGGCCAGCUGCCGUUGGAGGUGAAGCAGGGUAAAGCUUUUAUCGCUGGCACCGACACGCUCUGUGGCAGCAUUGCGCCCAUGGACGAGUGUGUGCGCAUCUUCCAAAAGGCAACAGGCUGCUCUCAGGUGUUUGCCAUUGAGGCUGCCACAUUGCACCCGGCUCUUUGUUUGGGCAUUGAGCGUGAGAAGGGAACAUUGGACUUCGGUUCGGAUGCUGAUUUCAUAAUACUCAACGAUGAUUUACAGGUGCUGUCCACCUGGAUAGCGGGCGAGCGUGUUUACAAGUGCAGCAACUAAUGUAGCCCCGCCCACUUUACAAAAUUCUCUUUGUUGCUCAUUUUUCUUGUUUUGUUUUAUUUUCAAUUUUUUAUUUGGAUUAGAUGACGCUUUAAAUUGUUCUUUAAUAUUUAAUCAUUAAAUCAUUUGGUGUGGACAACUACGCUAAAUCCAUAUACAUGUACAAAUAAUAAGUAUUACGAAAAAAAAACACAUUUUAUAUUUAUAUAAAUA